This is a messenger RNA of Geodia barretti, 854 nucleotides long. NCBI's taxonomy places the organism in Eukaryota, Metazoa, Porifera, Demospongiae, Tetractinellida, Geodiidae. The record is from the annotation of a GenBank genome assembly.
GUUGACUGGUUCGUUGGCACACUAAUCUCGUCCACAAACAGGAGGACAAAAUGGAAAAGGGAGAUACCGUCAUCAAUGUCGGACCGGUAGACGUAACCCUGUCAUACCGCAGAGAAAUCAUGCCCGACCAGGGUUUGAUGGUGCAGGUAUAUGGCGACGUUGACGGCCAGGAUACUGAAAUCCUGCGCUUCGACUGCUUCGACCAGGCCCCGCAUUACCACUAUGGCCCGGAGAACAUGAACAUCCGGCUGCCCAUGGACAAGACCACUGUCGGCACCCCGUUGGGUUGGACGUUGAGCAACAUCCGCACCAACCUGGCAGCCAUGGUUCGCCGCUCCGGUUACGAUGACCUGGCCAGCGAAAUCCAGGCAAACCCGGUCGACCAGAUCAAGAUGGACGAAGUGGAGGCGUGCGCCCUGUCCAAGUCUCGCGACGAGCGCCGCACAGUAACCCAUUUCCGCGGCGACCACGUUUUCGAGGCUGGCAACAUUCGCUUCGGUGUGGAAUACCGGGACAACAUCGGCGCGGCCAACGACCGCGGCGUCGCGAUCCACGUCCUGACCGACCACUUGGGCCAAGAGUUCGAGCUCCUGGCUUUCGACUGCUUCGAGAUCGCACCCCACUACCACUACGGCCCGCGCAAUCAGGACGUUCGUGUGUAUUGGGACACCACCACCAGCGGUCACACCCUGGCGUGGACGCUCGAGCAGUUCAAGGCUGGCAACCUGGCCAACAUGAUUGACCGGGCCGGCUACCCAACCGUAGCCUCCGGGGUCGACAACCAUCUGGUACAGGCUAUCCUCCCCACCAUCGAGGAGAAGGCCUGGGCCUUGGUAGGCACCAACCAAAGGUAA